CCCUGUCCUUGCUCUGACAGCUCUGCUGCACCUCUGGGCUCGUUCCUGCUGGGCUGAGCUGCCGAGGAGGCACAGCCUCAAGGAGUUGCUAUGGGAGCUGCUCUGCUGGCCCAGCUCAAGGGGGAAGCGCAGGCAUCGUGUGCUGGAGCUGCCCUGGCUGCACCACCCAUCCCACCUGUGUCCCAGUGCCCCAGCAGGGCUGGUGGCAGGUAAGAUAAGCUGCUGAUGACCAUGGAGAGCUGGGAGCAAGGCUGGCUGGAUCAUCAUUUUGUUCUACAGCACUCAUUAGGGGGUGAUGAACUUUUGGAGGACGUGCCUGCACUGGGCCUGCAAGCGGAACCAUGCCCAGGUGGUGUCCUGCCUGCUGGAGGCUGGCGCAGACAAGCAGAUCCUCACUGCUAACGGAGAGCUGGCGGCACAGCUAACGUCGAAACCAGACAUCCGCAAGAUUUUGGGAGAGGAACAAACUGAAUGUCAAGAAGUGAAGGAUUUAAAUUUAUCCAUUGUUGCAAACUACUUGGCCAACCCAUUCCCUAACAUUUACACAGAAGAAAGCAAUCCAGGCAGCUUGGCAGAAUCCCAGAAUGAAAGUGCUCCCAUCUCUUCUGCUUCCCAGAGUGAAACUAGCCCUUGUCCAUCAGCAACUCAGGCUGAAAGCAUCUGCAUACCCACGUCAUGCAGCAGUGGCGAGACCUUCCCAGCAGCGGGUGCAGCAGCCAAGCCACCCCCAACGCCCACCGUGGCUGCAGCCUCAGCGUGUGCCAGCCCAGGGCUGCCCCACGGCCCUGGCUGUCCCCUGGCCACGGCCACCAGCCUGGGGCUCUGCUCCCCAGGAGCAUCCGGCCAGGCCUUGCCUCUGCAGCCUGACACCUCCCCCAGCAGCCCUGCACCCGCCUUCCAGCCCUUCUUCUUCACUGGAACAUUCCCGUAUAACAUGCAAGAACUUGUACUCAAGGUCAGAGUCCAGAACCUGAGAGACAAUGACUUCAUUGAGAUUGAACUGGACAGACAAGAACUGACCUAUCAAGAUCUGCUCAGAGUGAGCUGCUGUGAACUGGGUGUUAAUCCAGAGCAAGUAGAGAAGAUCAGAAAACUACCCAAUACACUUCUAAGAAAGGACAAGGAUGUUGCCAGACUCCAGGACUUCCAAGAGCUGGAGUUGGUCCUUAUGAGAAGUGACAACUCUCCCUUCUGGAACACUGCAGCUGCACUGAUGGAGCAGCCAUGCCACAAGAGCAGAGCAUCCAAGCUGACCUACUGACCCUGGGAGCUGCACCUGCAAUGCCAACACUGACAGUGACAUCUGCUGCCCUUUGGAAGGCAGCGACUUAAGCAUGUGUAAAACCUUAAGUUAUUAUUAGGGUUACUAUUUUAACUAAUAUUUUAUAUUUAAUAUCCUGUUUGCUUUUAUUCUUUUUACUUGAUACUGUAUUCAGGCAAGGGAUACCUCAUUUGUCCAGUAAAAUCACAGUUCCAGUGUGUAUCAAGAAAGUUUAUUGGUUGUAUCUGGCAGUGGGGGGGACAAAAGAGGCAAUUAUUGAUACAAAAACUUUGUUAAGUACACCCACUCUGACCAAGUAAGACUCAUGGAAGACACACACAUGGAUAGUUGUUCUCUAAAAGUGUGAUUGUGCAAGUCUUUAAUCUCUUGCCCCUCACAAACACUCACCAAGAUGGGUUGUCUAGAGAUAACUUACUGUUCAGAGGUGGCAGGAGAAAACCUUGUACUGGGCUGAAAAUAAUUGGAAUAAGCAUGUCAGUAUUUAAAUGUUUAUCUCCCCUGUGAAAAUAUUGUAUCUCCGCCAAAAAAUACAAAAGCCUCUCAUAAACGCUCCUAA
Molecule: messenger RNA, 1838 nt
Organism: Lonchura striata (white-rumped munia)
Lineage: Eukaryota; Metazoa; Chordata; Aves; Passeriformes; Estrildidae
Source: RefSeq, a predicted model, not a curated record